AUGGAUAAUCAGGCACCAGGUUUUAGGUUCUACCCAACCGAAGAAGAAUUAGUUUCAUUCUAUCUGAAUAACAAGCUUGAAGGAACUAGAGAAGACCUCGACCCGGUAAUACCGGUUGUUGAUAUAUACAAGUACAGUCCAUGGGACCUCCCACGAUUUGCAGGAGAGUUAUGUCAGGGAAACAUUGACCAGUGGUUUUUCUUUGUCCCUCGGCAAGAGAGAGAAGCUCAUGGAGGAAGGCCUAAUCGGCUCACAACUACCGGAUAUUGGAAAGCCAGUGGUUCUCUGGGCUAUGUAUACUCGAAUAAUGGAAUAAUUGGAGUGAAGAGAACCAUGGUUUUCUAUAGAGGAAGAGUUCCGGACGGAAGAAAGACCGAGUGGAAGAUGAAUGAGUAUAGAGCCAUUGAAGGAGAAACUUCUUCAUCAAGUAAUGCAACUCCACCAAAGUUAAGACAAGAAAUCAGUUUGUGCCGAGUCUACUUAAAAUCGACAAGCUUACGAACAUGCAACAGACCACAACCGUCAGAAGUAGUGAGAAGUGAAGAAACAGUUCACCAACCUCGUCCUGGUAAUGAGGCAACAUCUCAUCAACACCAGCAAUUAACAGAGAUCAGAAUAAGCCCACCAACUCAUAACGCGUCCUUGGGAGACGGCACCAUUGCCAAUAAUCCUUGUCAAGUUAUGGAAAAUGGUAGCUGGGAUUGGGAUGUGUCUGUUGAUAAUGAUUUCUUGUGGGACUGGGUCGAAUUGAAUUGGUUUUAA
Molecule: messenger RNA, 762 nt
Organism: Ilex paraguariensis (yerba mate)
Lineage: Eukaryota; Viridiplantae; Streptophyta; Magnoliopsida; Aquifoliales; Aquifoliaceae
Source: the annotation of a GenBank genome assembly